Rubroshorea leprosula is the source of this 1889-nucleotide messenger RNA. Lineage: Eukaryota; Viridiplantae; Streptophyta; Magnoliopsida; Malvales; Dipterocarpaceae. The record is from the annotation of a GenBank genome assembly.
UGUUUCUUCAUUCUUCUUCUUCUUCUUUUUCUUCUCCUCUCCAGCUUUGUCUCUAGCUCCUGGCCGGAUUUUUCUUCCAUUAAUCUGCUGCUCAAUUUACCAUAUUUAUUAUUACAUUAUACUUAUAUUAAUUUUAGUUUAUAUCUUCUUAAUCUCUACUCUUUUUCUCUUCCAUUCUUUUUCUAGCUAAUUAAUUGUUGAUUAAACAAGAAUUUAAGUUAUUGAUAAAUUUAUUUACACUACUAAUAUUUUUUAAUAUUGUUGUUUUGUAGGAAACAUUGUGAGAGAUAGUAAUUGGGAAAAAUACUAAAAUAGAGCUUGUUGAUCAGAGCCAGAGGAAAAGUCUCUGAAACUGGAGGAAGUCCAAGGUUGCAUGGAUUUCUCUGAUUAGAAGUUUGCCAGAGAAGAGGUGCAACUUGGGUGGCAAAUUCCUAAUUGUGUCACAUCUGUGUUUGAUUUAUGUGUGUGAAAGACAAGUUUAAGAAAAUUUAAAGAGCGAUAGUUGUGUGCUUAUUUAGCAAUGGAACCCUUGUGGAAGCUGUUAUAUUUGCUUGAGCCUGCUCCCAUUACCCUUAUCGUUACAGCAGUGGCUGUGACAUUUGGAUCUGCAUUCCGUGCUUUGAAUUAUGGGAAGGAAAUGGAGAGGAACCGGGACUUGUCAGAAGCUUCAAUUACUUUGGAUAGAUCCCAAGCUCUAAUGAUCCCUGUAAUGAGCUCCUGCAGUUUGCUUCUGAUGUUUUACCUGUUUUCUUCUGUCUCACAACUUCUCACAGCAUUCACAGCUAUUGCCUCUGUUUCAUCCCUUUUCUUCUUCUUCUCUCCUUAUGUUGCGUACAUGAAGUCACAAUUUGGUUUGGCUGACCCAUUUGUGUCACGGUGCUGCUCAAAGUCAUUUACACGAAUUCAAGGGUUAUUGCUGUUGGCAUGUUCUAUUACAGUUGCAGCUUGGCUUAUUUCUGGGCAUUGGAUAUUAAACAAUUUGUUGGGCAUCUCUAUCUGCAUUGCAUUUGUCAGUCAUGUUCGCCUUCCUAACAUCAAAAUAUGUGCAAUGCUCCUUGUAUGUUUGUUUGUGUAUGACAUAUUCUGGGUUUUCUUCUCUGAAAGAUUUUUUGGCGCUAAUGUCAUGGUAUCAGUGGCAACACAGCAAGCUUCAAAUCCUGUUCACACUGUUGCCAAUAGCUUGAGUCUCCCUGGGUUACAAUUGAUAACAAAGAAACUAGAGUUGCCUGUGAAGAUUGUUUUCCCCAGAAAUUUGUUGGGUGGAACAUCUCCUGGUGGAAAUGCAGCAGAUUUCAUGAUGCUUGGUCUUGGUGACAUGGCUAUACCAGCCAUGCUCCUGGCACUAGUCCUGUGUUUUGAUCAUCGAAAGAGUAGGGAAACAGUAAAUCUUUUAGAUUUAUAUUCAUCAAAGGGACACAAAUACAUUUGGUAUGCCCUUCCUGGAUAUGCAAUUGGGCUAGUUACUGCAUUAGCAGCUGGUGUUCUGACUCACUCUCCUCAACCUGCUCUUCUUUAUCUGGUGCCUUCUACAUUGGGACCUGUGGUUUUCAUCUCUUGGAUAAGGAACGAGCUAGCUGAGUUGUGGGAAGGAACCAUACCAAACCUCAAUGACAAAGUCCACCAAAUUGAUGUCUGAGCCAUUCAUAUUAAUGGCUAAAAACGGUUUAAAUCUUCAGGGGCCAAUUUAAAGUUGUAUAUGCCUUUCAAUGUCGGUAAAGUAGUGUAGAAGAUAAGAACUCACUGCCUAUAUUCUGGAGUCUUAACUCCAAUGCCAACUUUUCGUAUGUGGUAAUGUAUUUCCCCAUUUAACCAAUGACAAUGAGCACAUGGUAUCGGGGAUGGACCAUUGAAAUUUGAAAUGACGUACCAAAGAAAAUUGAAAUUGAAAU